GUUGCGAGAGAUAUUGACCUGAGCUGUGAUGCGCGGCGGGCGAGCAUGAUGCGGCUGUUCAGGAGCCGCCGCCAUUCGGAGCCGCCCCCGCCGCCCCCGGCGCCGGCGCGGCCCGCCCCCGCCUACCAGACCGUCAAGGCGCUGCCCGCCGUCGUUCUCGAGGACACGAGCCCGCGCGAGGUCAAGAAGAUUUUCUCGACAUGGGGCCGACGGAUGGGCAAGAAGCUGGAUCUCCUGCGGCGGUCCGACUCCAAGGAGUCCAUAACGUCCACGACAUCAUCACCUCCGCUGCAGGCGGUCCCGCAAGCGCCCAGCACCAACGAGCCGGUGCGCAGGAAGAUGCUGUGGCGCAUGGGCCGCAGCCAGUCCGAGAACGGUUCCAACCUCCGGAGCGUGGAGUCGGACACCAACCUCCCGGGUCUGGCUGACACGCUCUCCAGGAAAGAACCGUCGUCGCUCAAGAACUUCUUCACCAGAAUGGGUUCGACAGGCAUGCUGAACUCGUCCCGGUCACAGGGAGGUUCGAAGAGUCAUUUAGGGACCCCCGUGCGCGGGUCGACCCUUCCCGCUGGAACUGAACCGCUGUUUAAAAGCGUGUCGACUUCCCAACUGUCUACGUCGUAUGUCAGAGGAGACGAUCCGGCGGAAGGUCUUGACCUGUCUCGCAAGUACGGAGCUAGCUCACUGAGUGUGCCGGGUAGCUCUGACCCGGGAUACGUCCCCACUAAAACGGUGAGCUGCGACAACAUAGCCGCACUUGGGGAAAACUCGCAAAACUCGCCUUCGCCCACAGGCCCGAAUGGCGCCCGAAAAGCCCAGUUUCCGUACGCGUUCCUCCGGUCCAAACUUUCGGUACUUCCAGAGGAGAAUGGUUCGAAUUCCGCAGGCCAGCUCAGUAGGAAGAGAAUCAAGUCAAACAGGGAAAGUUUUUCUGAAGUGCGUAAACAUGCGCCAGAAUUCUCCUCUGAUAAUAGUAGGCUUCUGCGAGCGAACUCGGAGGAGUACGUCUCGAUGACCGUACAUGCCAAGGACCAUAGACAGUCUUUACAAGAGGGAGUAAAGAUAAUAGACAUCAGACGGCGGGGUUAUGUGGAAAACAUGGAUGAUGCUGAAAGGGGUUCUUUAGUCCCCGAGGAGAUAUCCACACAAAAGCUGCAGCUGCCAUCUAGCUACGUGAGCUCAAAUGAAUCUGGCUACGAUAGUGAUGGCCCUAGGCAUGGCGAUAGUUGCGUUGACAGGUUAACUGUGCCAGGGGACCAAGAUGGCGACAGUGGUAUCAUUGCGAAUGAGAGCUCAGAUUCUGGAUCUUUACAUGAGUCAGAAUCAUGGCACUGUGAUGUUAAAAGUCCAGUAGAUAUGGCUCGAAGGUCGUCAGCAUCAAACGAAAAACCUGAGUCGCCAUUGGAUUUGAAUAGACUAAACACGAGUACAAACAAUUUGGGAAGAUGUGGAAUUAAUACGACUUUAUCUUCAUGUAUGAAAACUAACCAAAUUCAUCAAACUAGUCCUAGUCAUAACAAAGAAAAUGGGGUUUCGUCGAGAAGAUGUAGUACCAUAGGUAAUUCUUCUAUUGCUUAUAACAACCAACUUGGUAACUGGAGAUGCAGUUCCCCUUCUCCUACUAUUUAUCUCAACCAAAACACGUCAACAGACACCAGUAGGACACGAUCGAAUUCUGCCAUUCUUUGCUCACAGAACAGCCUCAGUAGGUUUGGGGAUGAGAGCAGGAAAACAAGAUCAAACUCAGCUACUCCUACAAUCCACUUUAGUCGAAUGAAUUCUACAGAGGACAUAAAACGAAAGUUUUCUAAUUCUUCCAAUUGUUCACACAUGACAUCUCUUAAUGAAUGUGAUACUAGCAGUUACAAUUCAGAUUCCGAAAUGCAGAGAAAAACUUGUUCCAAAAUGAAUUAUGAAACACCAUCAAGAUGUAGAUCUAAUUCCACAAUCGCAUCUAGCACUCUGGAAAAAAGUAAAAACGUCCGAAAAAAUCGAUCAAAUUCAGCUACACCAAUGAUCAGCACAAAUAAAUGCUUGAGUGAUAUCAAAAGUACACAAAACAGUCCCAUCAUGAGUUAUUUCUCUCCUAUAGCCAGCCGAAAACAUAAUUUCAUACUUAAUCAGAAUUCACAGACCACAUCACCUGUUAACUCUAUGGAUGGCAACAUAUCCAAACUGGAAUCUGAUACCAGAACCUGGCGAUCCAAUUCUGCUGCCCCUACGACAGACAUGCACUCAAUCCUAGAGGACGUUGAGUUCAGUAAAAGAAGGUCGAAUUCAGCCGCGCCUGGCAUCCAAACCUCUCACAACAAGCCACCCGAUGCUUGCAGGAGAUGGCGGUCAAACUCUUCACAUCUCACUGUUACUGCCAGACAGGACAGCUUCGAUGGGGGGAACGUCAGGCUCAGGAGCGGCUCCGAGGACAUCAAUCAAGCCAGGAGGCACCAGUUUCUCAACUCUCAGCUGCUGGAAGUAUUUCCCGCCACGCCAGUUACAGUCACGCCUUCCCCCGUCGACAACGACAUUCCGGGAGAUGCUCCCGGCAGCCGGUUGUCGCCGAGCGUGACCCGGUCUCCCACGCCCACGGAGGGUCUGUCACCCACCCACGGCUUCUCCCGAAGGACGUCCACUUCCUCGGACGACGACGCGGUCGCGGAAGGCGCGGACUACGAGCAGAGGGCGACCCGGCACCUGGGGAGAGAGCUGUCGCCUUCGAGGCGCAGUCCCCACAACCGCAGCGUGUACCGGAGGAAGUUCCUGCUGAUCAAGCUGACGAGGGCCGAGGGAGGGGAGCCUCUGGGGGUCCACCUAUCACAGCACAGGCACCACAACCCCCAGCACCAGCAGCAGACCAACAGUCCCAAAGGCAUGGCCCCGGGGAUACGUUACGUCGUGUCCAAGCUGGAGGAAGGCCAUGUUGCCGAGAGGGACGGGCGCCUCAAGGUCGGCGACGAGAUCGUGAACGUGAACGGCCGCCUGCUGCGCGGCAUCGCGACGCUCGCCGACGCCCAGGCGGUGCUGGACCGCUGCAUGCAGGCGGCGGCGUCGCGCGAGGUGGACAUCGUGGUGGCGCGCGACGACGGCGGGGGCGGCACCUCGGAGCCCCCGCCGCCGUCGCCGCCGCCGCGCGCGCCCCGCCUCACCCCGGUGGCCAAGUACCCGAGCUUCGACGGCGCGCGCAGCCGCAGCGCCCCGCCGGCCGGCCGCGAGAAGCGCUACUCCUUGCCGACGGAGCCCAGGAUGAUCCUGGACAUGUCCUCCUCGGACCCCGCCGUGGUGCUGACCCUGCAGGACUUCCCCCUGGUCGCGCGCCGGAGCUCGCCCGACCACGGCAGCUCCGCGUCGCUGCUGGUGGACGGCGGCGGCGGCGGCGGGUCCGGGGAGUCGUCGCCCGGCGGCGGCGUGUCGCGCGAGGGCUCGCAGAAGGGCCGCAAGGACGCCGCCCCCCAGGCGCCGGCGCCGGCUGGCGUGGUCAUGACGGUGGGGCGGUCGCAGCACUCGGGCUCCAUCACCAUGCUGCCGGUCGCCUUCCACGCGGCGGUGUUCCAGAAGGGCGCCGGCCGCAAGUCGCUGGGCUUCAGCAUCGUGGGCGGGCGCGACUCGCCGCGCGGCCGCAUGGGCAUCUUCGUGAAGACCAUCUUCCCGGCGGGGCAGGCCGCCGAGACGGGGUCGCUGCUCGAGGGCGACGAGAUAGUGGCCGUGAACGGGGAGUCCAUGCAGGGGAUGUCGCACGCGGAGGCCAUCAACGUCUUCAAGAAGAUCCGCUCCGGGGAGGUGGCGCUCCACGUGGCGAGGAGGAAGAACCCUCACAGGUCAGGGAAGUUAAAGUCGUGUGAAAACCUCUAAGGAGUUACCUGGAAAGGGACUCAUGUGUACCAGAUGAGGCAUUGUUUGCCACUCAGCUGCUAUGAAGGCAUAGGGGCAGGGAAGAUAACGUUGUGGAGAGCUGCUAUCAGCUCAGUGUGGUAUUGCCAGCCAAUCUAGUCGUGUUUUCUGUUAACGUGUAAUGUUGUAUGCAAUUUUUUAUUUCUUGCUUUAUAUAAUGUUUUCAUGUACACAAUUUUUUUUAAUAUUCACUUAAUUCAUGAUUGUGUUACUGUAGCUUAAGUGUUUUUGCAGUAAUGCGUCAGUAUGUAAUUGGGCUUUUAGAUUGUUAGAUAUUUAUUUAGUAAUAUUGAUCGUUGACAUACAUUUAUGUAAUCACCUUCUCAUUGGUAAUAAUGUUUGCUACGCUAUGUUUAUGAUCGUGUAUAUAUAUAGUUUUAAUUUUCCUUGUGUGCUUUAGAAUGUAACAGUCAAGAGUAAAAUGCAAAGAGAUAUCAAUUUUUACAAACAGUUGAAUGUAGCAUUAAGUACUAUUAGUAAGAGAAGUAUACGCAAAAAUACUCGUCUAUAAGAAGUCUUAGCAUCUGUUUCUUGAAGUGGUCGUGUAAUUAACGAUGCGCGUGAGUGGGCAUGACUUUAACUAAAAGGUAUUGUCUUACUUGCAGGCCUGGGUGAUUAAAAAAAUGAACAGUUGUACUUAUGACAGUUGCCUUACUACAUUAAAUUGGCUUCAUUUUACAAAAAUGUUUUGUUAAAAUUAGUGAUGUGUCAGAUCCCAAUUUUCUCGAACCCGAAUUUCGAAUUCGAAUGCCAAAGCAUAUCUCAAAUAUAUCCCUAAACUCCGAAUUUAUGUCUCAAGGGUCAAAAAUAAAAUAAUUUACAAGAAAAUAAAAUAUUAAUGGUGUUGAAACAGUCACCCCUUUAAAUGUUUGUUUUAGAAACAAAGUUUCCAGAAUCAUUACAUGUAAUAAUUUUAUUUAUAUGAUUACAUGGUAAAAGUAUACUAUCUUGAGAAAAUAUAACAGGAUAGGUAUGAAGAAAAUAAUUGUCAUAGUAAACUUCAGAGGUUAUAAGUGUCGUAUUUUUAAAUUUACUUUAUUUUCUCUAUAAUUUUUUUUUUCAAAUCUUUUACCUGAAAUAUUGAAUCCUUUGAAUACCAAGGAUUUGAUAGUAUUUUAAGAUUUGAUUGGCCGAAGCCUAAGUUAGAAUAUUUAGGUUUUCUAUGCCUAUAUCUAUGCGGGGUGUUUAAUUUUAGCAAUAUAAAUUUCGAUAUAAAGGAUAAAAAAUUAAAGAGAAGAGAAACCAUAGAUUUUAUAUAAUUGUUCACAUAACACUCCCAUGGUUAAUGUUAAUUUACUUGUAAGCAAUGCAUAACUUCUAAAUACAUUAAAUCACAAAUAAUGUUAUAUUUUUCAGAAAUAAUAUUGUUGUCGUGAUCAUAAAAGACAAAUAAUUAUUUUCAUUGAGUAAUCAUGAUAUUGGUUCCGGUAGUUCCUUUCUGCUUUUUGUGAAUAGCAAAAUAAUAUGUAUGAUUAUAUAGAAAAAAUUAUUCCCGACUAUAAUUUUUUUUAAUAUAUGAACAAAACCAACCAUUAUUUUACUUCCUUCUUUGUUUUAUAAACUUUAAAUACAUGUUGUCUGAAAUGUAAUUAAACAUAUUAAAAUUAUUUUGUUUGUUAUUAAUAGUUAUGCAAGCAUAUGUUACAAUAAAGACUUGUACAAAUGGCUGUACCUAUAUUGUUUGUGAAAGUAAGUAGGCAGACAUUGAAGCAUUUUUAUAGUAUACAAAGCAUGGAUUUGUGUAAGGAAAGACAGGAGGAUCAAGUAUGUUAAGCGAGUGAAAAAUAACUUGUGGUACCUACUGUGAGUAUGUAAAUAUCAAUUAACAUACUUAAAUUAUGUUCAAAGUACUACAUAUACCAUUAUUUACACCUCCUUUAAUAGUACAAAUAAAACCUCAAUAUUUUAGCUUAAAUGAACACUAUAAUUACAGAUAGGUAUAUAAAUGUCGCAUUAUAAUAGCUUAAGUUUGAGUAAACAGUUUUGCCUACACAAAAAGAACAAAGUGUGUUCUUUUAAUUAUGUAAAAAUAAACCUCUUCAAAUUAAGGUGUUUAGAGACAACAAAAAAAUCUUAAAAGCAUUUUCUAUAAGUAUCAUCAAAUUUAAACACAUUACAGUUUUAUUCAUAAUUUUACAUUUAAAUUUUCUUGAAAUUUAAAAAAGUUAUAUUUUGCUAGAUUAAAAAUUAUCAUGAAAAUUCCUGGCCAUAUUUCCAUCAAACAUCUUUUAUGAGUGACAACAAAAAUUUCUUAAAAGAAAGUAAGAUAUAAAUAUUUUCUGAAAUUUAUUACAAUUUUCAAGUACUUACAACUAUAACUAAUCCUUCAAAAUCGCAGCUCUUAUGUUCAAUUUUCACCUACAACAAGUUGCUAUUAAACAAUGUCAUCACAUUCAAACUAUAAUGGAAAUAAAAUAAACUUUUAAGUCAUAAAUUAUAGAAAGAAGAAGCAGGUAGUAUAUUUAAGGAUAAUUAUGUAUUACUUUUGUACAGUCAUACCAAAUGUAUUUACAAGUUUUACAUCACUACAUUAUAGCUUAUGUUCUAAAAAUCAGAAUCACACAUGAAAACAAAAUAAAGGUUGAGUAAAAAGAUGUAAUUAAUUGCAUAUGAUAUCAGUGUACAACAUGAAAGUAUUUUUCUGCCUGUUAUAAGUAAUUGCUUGUAAAUCUCUGCCAAUUUUGUAAAUAUAAUGUGUUUCUAAGGGUUAUUUUUAUUUUUGGAAGACUAAAUAUAGAUUAAUAAUUAUUGGUAUGUCAUAUGGAUAAAAUAAAAUAGAGCUUGUACAAAGUUAACAACCACUGAAAGAUUUUAACGUCGUACUAUUCAGUUUCUGUCAUGUCAGUGUUGACUUUGGUUGAAACUGCAUAAUGAUGUUGGAGUUCUCAUAGCAACAUCAACACCAUGACAUAGCCAUUAUUUGGAACUCCAAGAGGCCAUCAUGCAUAAAAAAAUUAGAUCAUAACAUGACAGAAUUAAAAAUUUAUGGAACAAUACAACGAAUUCCAGAAUAAUAUUAUUGUAUUAAAAUGUUAUGAAACUGAAAAAAAAUGGUGGGACGUAUCAUCACCACUUAUCACAAUAAUCAGAUGCCAUGUUAUAAUUGUAGGAAAAUUUAUACCUGUGAAUGUAAAUAGUAGUGUGCAAAUAAGCAAAAAUAAACUUUGUGUAAUUCUCAGACGAACAUACCUUCAUCAGCUAUCGAUUGAGGAUGAAAGUAAUGUAUUUUAAACAAAAAAACUCAUAUUUUUUUGUUUAAAAAAAACCUCAUAUUUUUUACUUGCAAUUAUUAUUAAACAUGUUCAAAUGUUCGUUUUAUAAUUUUCCAACUUUUUAUUUUAAAGCAUGUAUAUUGUGUUUAUUGUACAUGAUUUAUAAUUUAAUAAAUAUAGUUCAUUUUCCAGAAAAAUGUGUAGAUCACAUGAAUUAUAAGUUUACAUAAAUUGGGAUUUUAUAUAUUUUAAAGUUCAUCAGUAAUAUUUUUUAGUAAAAAAUGUAUGAUAAAAAACUUAUGUCCUAAUCAAACAAAUAUAUUCAAGUACUUAAAUUUUUAUUUUACAUACAAAAGAAACAUAGGUACAACUAUGGUACACAUGUAAUGCAAUAUUUUCAAAAAGGUUCUCCCAAGUUUUAAAUACUGGAUAUUGGCAAAACAGUACAUUAAAUUACAAACAUUGUGUUCACUUACUCUAUUGAGGGUUUGUGAAUGAAUGCUAUUAUAUUUCACAUCUCUGCUUGCUUUAGAAACUAUGUAUUGUAGUAAGCUUUCUAAUGUUCAAAGAUAACUAAGACUUACUCUAAAUGCAAAAAAAAAAUGCUAUUUGUGAUAUAAUAGCUCAUUUUUAUCUAAUUUGGGAUAUAAAUAUAAAUGCUACAGUUUUUUAACACAGAGGAAAACUUGUUUUCCAGCUAGAAACAUUAGUGUAGGGGGAGAAAACACUCUUGCAUUCACAAUACUAUUUGUUGUACUCUUAAUAUAAUUGAACACAAAGGUGAUGCCAAUAUGAUGGUGUUAGUUAUUUAAAAAAUAGAUCUUACAAUUGUUAGUUAUUACUGUAGGUACACUAUGUACAGUUUUCGAAAUUGAGAUCUUCCCUAUUUUUUUUAAUGCUCAAUACUAGGCAGUUAUUACAUCAUUCAAAGAAUCUCCGUAUAAUUUUUUAAUACAUUUCAUUCAGCAAUGUUGUUUCAAAAUAUAAUGAAAAAUAGUCUCUCCUGUUUGAUUCUAUACCAAUGCAAAUAAAAUUAAGUUUAUGCGUUUAUGUAAUAUAUAUGUGUAAUACAUGUGUGUAGACCAGUAUUGCUGUUAAGUGUAAUUUAUUAUGUAAUAUUGUUUUGUAUUUGCUGUACAGUUGAACUAUAUUAAAUGGUUUUUUAUAAAUACUAAAAAAAAAAA
Molecule: messenger RNA, 8281 nt
Organism: Bacillus rossius redtenbacheri
Lineage: Eukaryota; Metazoa; Arthropoda; Insecta; Phasmatodea; Bacillidae
Exons: 6
Coding region: 46-3846 (1266 amino acids)
Molecular function (GO): protein binding
Source: RefSeq, a predicted model, not a curated record